Molecule: messenger RNA, 1530 nt
Organism: Rhodamnia argentea
Lineage: Eukaryota; Viridiplantae; Streptophyta; Magnoliopsida; Myrtales; Myrtaceae
Product: F-box protein At5g49610-like
Exons: 2
Coding region: 295-1530 (411 amino acids)
Molecular function (GO): protein binding
Source: RefSeq, a predicted model, not a curated record
AUCUCGUUGCGUCAGAGUGAAGAAUGUCAUCGUAUCUAGGUUUUUUGUGAUGUCAAAUCCCACGCUUUAAAUUCACAGUUAGUUCAUGAUCUCUGGCUAAUAAUUCAAAUCAAGUAGAAGUGGAGGUUAAGGGAAGUGUAGGCUAUUGUAGAUGGAGAAGGGGAACCUUUUGAAUACCCAAAUUCGGUUCAGAAAGUGCAAUGCGCAGUGAAGGAGGAUUUCGAACUUUAUCGCGACAAGAAACGCAAGUUCGAUGGAGCAUAGCUAAGAAGAGAUUGAUAUAUUUCGUAUUAAAUGGAGAAAUCAGAUAAAAGAAGCAACAACAGUAACGUGCGCAUUCCCUACUUGUCCCUGGAGAUUAUAUCAGAAAUAUUAUGCAAGCUUCCUAUCGACUCAAUCCUACGCUGCAGAUGUGUCUGCAAGGCCUGGUGUUACUUAACAAAAAAUCCCACCUUCAUCGAGCAGCUUUUGGAUAGCAGCGUUGACAAGCAACCGGGGCUUAUCCUUGAACCGUUUUGUGCGGAUGACUCCACACAACCGUUUCUUUUGGUGGAUAUCGAGGGACGCAGGGUCAGACAGAUUCACAUUGAUCCGCUAAAAGGACUUCGGGCUAUGGGCACUUGCCGAGGAUUGCUAUGUGUAGGUUCUCCAUCAGCUCUUGAUCCUGUUUUUGUUUGCAAUCCCAUAACGAGGGAGUACAGAAGAUUGCCAACAUCAGGAGAAACAGAUAUUGGCGGUCAUGAAGUUGGACUCGGUUUCGAUCCUUCAGCAGGAAAGUACAAAGUUCUGCGGACAUAUGUUAAUGAAGGAAGAAGGUUCUUCGAAGUGACUACAUUGGGAGAGAGUUCGUGGAGGAGAUUGGAUGUACCUGACGGUUGGCAGGCAUAUUUUGUAUAUCAACCGAUAUUCUGGAACGGGGCCAUUCACUGGAGAACCUCUAGAAAAGGACGCGACUUCAUCAUAUCAUUUGAUGUACGUCAUGAGAAGUUUCGGAUGAUUUCAUUUCCCAAAGAUGUGCACGACUUUGACAGCAGGCCACAUGCCAAAGAUGUUGGCCAAUUCGGCCUCGGAGUACGCCGCAACAAUAAUGAUCAAUUGCUCCUACCCCCCGAAGUUUUUGUCCCUGAUGGGUAUGGCCGCCUCAGGCUAAGGAUUGAACCUAAGGAACUUGAGCUGCUAGGAUUCAGAAGAUGCUUGACUAUAGUAGAACAUCAUAACGAGUGGAUGAGACUGUGGGAAGUGACAGGGGACAAGCUCGAAGACCUUUCCAUCAGCUUUUGGGAUGAACAUGAUACUCACGUGCGGUGGAAUCCCUACAUGACUUAUGCAGUCAUCAAUAGGUUGAGCGAGGAAUGUUAUCUUUUGCGGGUAAGUGCUUGCUACGGUAACCCUUUCAACAGAAAAAUGCACUUCACUUAUUUCUUCCCGAAAAGGGUGAGUUACCAGCCGCUGGACAUCCCUGGCCUCCCUCCGAUGUUCAGGACGGUUCGCGGUUAUGAGCCUAGCCUCGUAUCACCUGAAACUGUGUGA